Messenger RNA from Myripristis murdjan (pinecone soldierfish), 1291 nucleotides. RefSeq lists its product as uncharacterized. The coding region runs from base 24 to 1061 and encodes 345 amino acids. The record is from RefSeq and is a predicted model, not a curated record. The transcript is spliced from 7 exons. Lineage: Eukaryota; Metazoa; Chordata; Actinopteri; Holocentriformes; Holocentridae.
AGCUGUCGGGACACAGACACAGGAUGAUGCGUCCAGUUGUGAUCUUCGUCUUGCUGGCUCUUGUCGGCGAGAUAAACCCUAUCUUCAUCCGACUUCCCUUUUUCCGCUUUGGGAAACAUGGUGCAAGACCAAGAAAACCUCAGAUUUCACCAACGGGUACUAAUGUUGCUCGAGGAGGGAAAGUAGCUCAGUCCUCACUUUAUGGGAGGGCAGUGCCUGAAAAAGCCAUUGAUGGGAAUCGUGCGAGCAAAUGGAGACAGGGCUCCUGCGCCUGCACUCGAAAAGACUUGAAACCAUGGUGGAGAGUGGACCUCCUCAAGACGCACAAGGUCAACUAUGUGACAAUCACCAACAGAAAAGACUGCUGUCCCCAAAGGAUCAACGGGGCUGAGAUCCACAUCGGAGAUUCCCUCAGUGAUAAUGGAAACAAAAAUCCAAGAUGUGCUGUGGUUUCCACCAUCUCAGCCGGCGGCACCCAAACUUUCAAGUGCAACGGAAUGAGAGGCCGAUAUGUCAACAUCGUCAUUCCCGGGAAGAGGCAGUACUUGACACUGUGUGAAGUGGAGGUUUAUGGGGAACCUGCUAGGGACAUUGUUCCGACUGGUAUUAAUAUUGCUCGAGGUGGAAAAGUAGCUCAGUCUUCAACAUCUAAGAAUGGAGUACCUGAAAAAGCCAUUGAUGGGAAUCGUGCUAACAAAUGGAAACAGGGCUCCUGCACACACACAAAAGAGGAUUUUAAACCAUGGUGGAGACUGGACCUCCUCAAAACUUACAAAGUCAGCUAUGUCACCGUGACCAACAGAGCGGACUGCCGCCGCAAAAACAUUAACGGAGCUGAAAUACACAUCGGAAAUUCCCUUGAUGACAAUGGCAACAGUAAUCCCAGAUGUGCACUGAUCUCAUCCAUCCCAGCUGGUGCUUCCAAAACCUUCUCAUGUAAUGGAAUGAAGGGCCGUUAUGUCAACAUCGUGAUUCCUGGGAAGAAGGAACAGCUGUCACUGUGUGAGGUUGAGGUGUUUGGGACGGAGUCAGUCGAUUCCACUGAUUUCAACUGUGACUGAGUCUGAAAGAGCUCAAGUUAGAUCUCACUCAUCGGCCACAUCUAGUUAAGUUUUAUUCUUAACUUUACUUCCUUGCAUGAUACAGAAUGCUAUAUAUAUCCAUAAGGUUUUUUUUGUAAGUGCAUUACUAAAAUAUGUAAAGAAAAACAAAAUGGGUAAAAAGGGGUGAACACCACUGAUUAAAAUCCUGAUUUAACUUAUGUGAUGAUUAAAGUUACACUUUCCUCAGC